Messenger RNA from Closterium sp. Naga37s-1, 2295 nucleotides. The record is from the annotation of a GenBank genome assembly. NCBI's taxonomy places the organism in Eukaryota, Viridiplantae, Streptophyta, Zygnematophyceae, Desmidiales, Closteriaceae.
AUGCGCGCGUCCUUACAGUUCCGCCAGGGCGACGGCUCGCACCACUCGCCGUGCGGUCCGCUCUUCCGCCUUAAAUUGCCCGUGUCGCUGCUAGGCCUUCCGCUUCCGCUCUUCUCCGGCUGUUCCCUCGGCUCCGCACCUUCCGACGUCUCUCUCUCCCUCGGUACUGCCUUCACCGCCGGUCCCUCCCUCCGCCUCACCUACCGCCCCAUCCGCGCAUCCGCCCUCUCCACCGCCCCUCGGGAUGAUUCUACGGAUGCCGCCGGGGAUUCCGGCGGAAAUUCCGCGUCGCUCCAUCUUGUGCUGAAGGCGGGGCUCGGUCGGCUCGGGUCGUCCCGCGAUGCGUCUUUGUCGGUAGCUGCGGAGCUCGAGUUCUGCCCUUCCGCCAUUGCCUCGGGCGGAGCGCCAUCCAGUGGCGUUGGGGGAAGCGCCUUCCGCGUCCCCCUGCGCGCGCAUAUCCGCUUCAAGGCCGAGCCGCGCGUAGGAGACCUUUCGUUCCGCCGGUUCCCCUCCGCUGCGGUAGCUGCAGUGCCGAAAGCAGUCACAGCCGCUUCCGCAGAAACAAUUUCGCCUGCGCGGAACGCGAAGCCAUGCGCGCAAAGCAGCAGCGGGAGCGGGGAGCCCUCGGUAUCCGCGUGCACUGCGCUGUCCAUUGGGCCGCGCAGCCGGAGCUCCAGUCCGCAGAGCGGCGGAAGCAGCAACGGGGGCAGCCGGGGGGCCAGCCAAAGGGGCAGUCCAGGGCCGGGAGCAGUGGGCGGAGGCGGGGAAAUGGCUUUAGCAGACGGACUAGAUGCUUCCGCCGCAGCUGCUUGCAAUGGUAUUCCGCCCGCCGCCUCCUCCGCCAUAUCCUCCCCCAGGGGCCCAGCUGCUGCUGCUGCUGCUGCUGCUGCUGCUGCGUCACCCUCCGCGCAGAACAGCGGGAACAUCAAUGAGGGAGUGGUGGCGGGUGGAGCAAGCGACAGCCCCCCAGGAGAAGGCACAGGAGGAGGCGGGGGCAUGGCACAGCUUGCUCUUUCUUCCUCUGUAGCAGUCCCAGCAGCUCGCGUGCUGUCUCAGCGUCUCACGCUCUCCCCCAGCCCCCCUCACUCCCCUACAGCUGCUGCAGCAGCGGCUGCUGCCACAGCGGCGGCAGCUGCAGACGUGGCUGCAGUAGCAGCAUCGGGGCAGCAGGUGACGUGGCAGUGGUCUGCAGCUGACGUGGCAGCCGCUGUGAGAAACGCAGGGUGGGGAAUCGGCGUACGCAGCAGUGUGCCACUUGGCACUCACGGAGUGGCAUCUCUCCGCUGGCGUCUCACCCUCCCUCACUCCACCCCCUCUCCCUCCUCCCCUCCACCUCAUCCUCCUGCUCCAGUUGGUUCAUCCAGCAGCAACACUCAAAACAACAGCAGCAGCUGGCUGUCGUCUACCCAUGCGCCGACACUGCACCUGGAUAAGAUCAGUGUGGACGUGCGCACUGGCGCCUUCCGCUUCAUCCCUGCCUGCUGGGCCAUGCACGAACCCCAACCACCCCUUCCAGACUCACUACCUCAGCCCCUCCCGCCGGGUGCUAUCUCAGGCACUGGCACCGCCACCACCCGCCCGCCCGGCCUGCCCACACCCACCACUCUCGUUCUGCCAGGUGUCGCGCCUCGGCUGCUUCUCAUGCCAUCUGGACCCCUUGGGUUCCGGCCUGCUCUGGUGCCGCCAGGUGGCAGCGCAGGAGUGGGUGGCAGGGGGCAGGGGGGAGGCGGAGGGAUGGUGGGCGAGCAGGGGGAGGUAGCGCGGCUUAGGAGUGAGCUGGUGGGGGUGAGGGCAGAGGGGCAGCGGCUGAGGCAGCAGGUGGAUGAACUCAGAGCUGCAGUGUCCAAGGCCGAUGCAGGGGAGGCCGGUAAGGCAGGCGGUGUGGGGGAAACGAAGGGGAAGGGAGGGAAGGAGGGUGGGGCUGGGGCGACUGCAGCUCCAGGGCGGGCAGAGGCAGGCAAGGGUGGUGGCAGUGCUGCUGCUGCUGCUGGCAGUGGGGGUAGCGGCAAGGAUGGUAAAGCAGCAGCGCCUGCACCAAGUGCGGCUGGCUCGGCCCCUGCAGGGGUGGGGGCUGGCAGUAAGGCGCAGAGCGGGGGAAGUGGUGGUUCUGAGAAGGAGAAGCAAGGUGGAGGGCUCUUUGGGGCAACCAUGGAGGGGCAUGGGCCAGCAGUGGGGAAAGGAUCAGUGGCAGGUCAGGGGGCGUUGGGUGCUAGUGCUGGUGCUGUUGCUGCUCAGCUGGAGCUGGAAGAGGGGCUUAGGCAGGCGAUUCUGCAGGCACGAGCAGGGGCUGCAUAG